CCAGUCCCUGUGCCCCGUGCCCGCCCUGGAGACGCUUCCGCUCCCUGCCCUCCGUACUCCACACUGAGCCUGGCACACAGCAGAUGUAGUGAAUGAAUGAAUGAGGGAGUGCAUGGGAGAAAGCCCCAGAGUGGUCAGCGUGGGUCCCUGCGUGAGUUGGGGUUACGGUGGGCGGGUCUCUGGCCUGGGACCCCCACGUCACCGCAUGCGUCACCCCCAGGUGUGCCACGACUCACAACUAUGACCGGGACAGGGCCUGGGGCUACUGUGUGCAGGCUUCCACCCCCCGGGAGGGCCCAGGUGGGUGCCGGGGGUCUGGGCCCGAGCGCAAGCUAGGAGGGGGCUGGGCCGGUGGUGGCGGUGAGCUUGAGGGGCGUCAGAGCUGACCUGGGGCUGGGGUCCUGCCUGGUGUGCAGGAGGGGGCUUCGGGGUUCAUCCCACUGCAGGCCUCGGGGCCUGCAGGAGUGGGGAGUGGGGAACACCCUGCCCCGCAGGUCCUGCCCUCUCGGGGGGGCCACAUAACUGCUUUGGCCAUUGCCGGGGGUCAUAGCGCCCCCUGGUGGUCAGGCUGGGCCCUGCGGCUGCACAGGAACAGCCCUGGACGUGGAGGGGGCCCAAGGGGUCCGCAGGGUGUGGUGCUGGCAGCCCCGCUUACAAGGGUCCAUGGGCACACGGAAAAGGACUGCGCUGCCUGAUGGGGGUCGGGCUUUCAGGGUGCUGGAUGCAGAGCCAGAGGCCCACUUGCCCAGGGUCUGAGAGCUGGGCAGAGGAUGUGGUGAGGAGGGGGAAGGCCUGCGCUCACUCCCAGGGCACGUACACACCAUGGCACUCAGGAGGGGCAUCUUUAAGGUGGCGAGAGUCACGGCGUGGGGAGGGAGUCACGAGGCCCGGCCGGGCUCUCAGGCACACCCCUCCUUGCUGCGUGUGCCCAGCUGCCCUGGACCCAUGUGCCUCUGGCCCCUGCCUCAACGGGGGCUCAUGCUCCAGCACCCAGGACCCCGAGUCGUACCACUGCACCUGCCCCGUGGCCUUCACUGGCAAGGACUGCGGCACGGGGAAAUGCUUUGACGAGAGCCGCUACGAGUACCUGGAGGUGGGCGAUCGCUGGGCCCGCGUGCACCGGGGCCAAGUGGAACAGUGCGAGUGUGCGGGGGGCCAGGUCCGGUGCCAGGGCACCCGCCACACAGUGCCGGCCCAGUCCUGCUUUGUGGGGAGUGGCACCGAGUACCGAGGCGUGGCCAGCACGGCGGCCUCGGGCCUCAGCUGCCUGGCCUGGAACUCCGACCUGCUCUACCAGGAGCUGCACGUGGACUCUGUGGGCGCCGCGGCCCUCCUCGGCCUGGGGCCCCACGCCUACUGCCGGAACCCGGACAAGGACGAGAAGCCCUGGUGCUACGUGGUGAAGGACAGCGCGCUCUCCUGGGAGUACUGCCGCCUGGCAGCCUGCGGAUCCCUUGCCAGAAUCCAGCCCCCGCCCACCGAGGCCCUGCUGAGCCUGCCUGGGCCCGCGGCAGCUGGACCAGCCGGACGCCAGACCUGUGGCAAGAGGCACAAGAAGAGGAGCUUCCUACGGCCACGCAUCAUCGGUGGCUCGUCCUCGCUGCCCGGCUCCCACCCCUGGCUGGCCGCCAUCUACAUCGGGAACAGCUUCUGUGCCGGGAGCCUUGUCCAUACCUGCUGGGUGGUGUCUGCCGCCCACUGCUUCUCCAACAGCCCCCCCAGGGAAAGUGUCUCUGUGGUGCUCGGCCAACACUUCUUCAACCGCACGACGGCCGUGACGCAGACGUUCGGCAUAGAGAAGUACAUCCCGUACCCCUUGUACUCGGUGUUCAACCCCAGUGACCAUGACCUCGUUCUGAUCCGGCUGGAGAAGAAGGGGGAGCGCUGUGCUGUCCGCUCCCAGUUCGUCCAGCCCAUCUGCCUGCCUGAGCCCGGCAGCACCUUCCCGGCUGGGCACAAGUGCCAGAUAGCGGGCUGGGGCCACCAGGAUGAGAAUGUGAGUGGCUACUCCAGCUUGCUGCGGGAGGCCCUGGUCCCCCUGGUCGCCGACCACAAAUGCAGCAGCCCGGAGGUGUACGGGGCCGACGUCAGCCCCAACAUGCUCUGCGCCGGCUACUUCGACUGCAGGUCUGACGCCUGCCAGGGGGACUCAGGCGGGCCCCUGGCCUGCGAGAAGAACGGCGUGGCCUACCUGUACGGCAUCAUCAGCUGGGGUGACGGCUGCGGGCAGUUCAACAAGCCCGGCGUCUACACCCGCGUGACCCGUUACGUGGACUGGAUCAGCGACCGGAUUCGGCCCCCCAAGCGGCCCGUGAAUCCCUCCUGAGACCACCCCUGGGGACAUCGUGCCUCCUGCCGUUCCCUCCUCACUGGCAAUAAACGUGUUUCCAAAAAGACCCCGGCCCACACUGCCUGUGCCGCUGCCGCCAGCUCAGCCUUCCCCGCCCCCAGGCCGUGACCCCCGACCCAGCUUUGUGGAUGCUGUGGCUUCAGGGCUGGGGCCCCCAAGCCAGCACCCCAGCUGCUCAGAGGAGAAGGGAGCCUGUGACCCCACAGGGAGGGUCUGGCCCCACGGCCUGGGCAGUCAGGACGGGGAUCCAGACGAGACCUUCUCCAGAGCAGGAGCUGUGCCCAGCCAGACCCCGCUCAGACCCUCCCCCAGGCAAGUGGGGCUUGGGUCCGGGCGCCUUGGGCUGUCCCACGGCAGCGGACGCUAGAACUUAGGACAGGUUAUUUGGGAAAACCCCUGGCUAUCAUUUUGCUUCAAGGAGGCAGCCCGCCCGACUGCAGCUCUCCCUCAGCCGUGUUUUCUAGGCGGGGAGAACUGGAGACUUCCUCUGAAGGAAGCCAGGGGAAGGGAGGAGCCCCAAUGCCAGGGUGAGUGGAGGGUAGUGGGUUGCGCCAGCCAGGCAAGACACUGUGGGUACGGGAUCUGAGAUGCCCAAAGGGCCCAGAAUCCUGGGCCAGAGGAAGCAGCACAUGCAAAGGUCCCGAGACAGGAGGCUGAUAGUGGCUUUUUUUUUUUUAUAAAUUUGUUUGUUUAUUUAUUUAUGUA
Aethalodelphis obliquidens (Pacific white-sided dolphin) is the source of this 3055-nucleotide messenger RNA. It is a transcript of the gene HGFAC, whose product is annotated as HGF activator. Gene Ontology annotation, molecular function: calcium ion binding; serine-type endopeptidase activity. The record is from RefSeq and is a predicted model, not a curated record. Lineage: Eukaryota; Metazoa; Chordata; Mammalia; Artiodactyla; Delphinidae. Bases 695 to 2326 code for a protein of 543 amino acids. Gene Ontology annotation, cellular component: extracellular region; rough endoplasmic reticulum. The transcript is spliced from 9 exons. Gene Ontology annotation, biological process: zymogen activation; blood coagulation.